AUGCAGGAAACCGCUGAGCACAAGGCAGCCAUGGAGGCUGAGAUCGAGGUUGCCCAUAGUGAGGGCCGCGAUCUUCCAACAAAGGGAUAUGAAGAUCCUCACAAAGCUGCGCUCGAGGACAAUCCCGAGCACGCUGAGAAGCUCAGUCUCUCUGUCAUUCUUUCGGCUCUUUUCUUGGGAACCUCCUUCACGGGACCUAUCAUCUUCGGCUUCAUCCUCGCUACCCCCAUUUUGGUACAACUGAGUGAAAAGUUGGGAGGUUCAACCAUCGACUUUUGGAUACCUUCUGGCUGGGGUGCAGCAGCAGCAGUUGGCUUUUCCAUUGCAGGAAGGCUGUCAGACGUCUUUGGUCGUCGAUACGUUAUCCUUGUUGGGCAGCUUCUCACAGUUAUUGGUGGUGCAGUUGCAUGCAGUGCACAGUCGAUGAAUCAACUCAUUGCCGGCGAAGUUAUCCUCGGAGGUUCCAUAGGAACGGUGUCAGUCGCCUAUGCUGGCAUCUCUGAAAUAUUGCCCAACAAAUACCGCGGCGUUGGCCUCGCCUGGACCGAACUCAACCUUGCAAGUUGGGCCAUCGCGGGAACACUUCUUGCCAACGCCCUGCUCUCCCAUGCCAGCUGGCGGGUGAUGUACUAUAUCGCGAUGGGAUACGGUGGCUUCUCACUUGUCGGCACAUUCCUCGUCUACUUCCCACCCAGUCAUCCGCGUCCUGAUGGCUUGACCAAGUGGCAAGAAUUCAAGCAACUCGACUUCAUCGGCACCGCCCUCUUCGUCUCCGGUCUUGCUGUCUUCCUGUACGGCCUGAACUCCGGCGGUAACACCUAUCCCUGGACACAUGCGGGAACCUUGGCUCCUUUGAUCCUCGGACUGUUGGUGUUUUUGGGAUCUUUCGUGUACGACUUUACCAUGGCGAAAGAUCCUCUGUUCCCGUGGUACCUGUUCAAGAGUUUCCGAUCAUUCUCGUCACUACUUAUGCUUGUCUUCGUGGCCGGCAUGGUGUUUUUCGCGGCCUCUGCACUCAACGCGCAAACAAUCCUUUACCUCUAUACCGCUGAUCCGAUCAAGAUCGGUGUAUACUCCAUCCCCUCUGGUGCCGGUCAGCUCGUGGGUGGUGUUAUCAUUCCAGGCCUUGUCCACUAUAUCAAGCACGUCCACAUCCAGCUCACCUUUUCCGUUUUCAUGCAGACCCUCUUUUUCGGUCUGGCUGCGCUCAUCACACCGCACAACAUCAACUGGGUCAUGGCCUGCCAGUUCCUUGCCAUGCUUCCAUUCGGUUGGAUCACGCUAAACUGCUACACAACAGCCUCGCUCCACGUGCCCCAGCGAGACCUGGGGGUUGCUAUCGGGCUCAUUGGCACCUUCCGGUCUCUUGGAGGAGCAGUCGGUUCCGUCAUCUUCUCGUCUAUCUUCAAUCAGAUCUCAGCCAAGCAAGUCCCCCGUCGCAUCGCGGAUGUCGCCCUUGCGGGCAACGUAUCGGCCAAGACUCUCCCAGACUUGAUUGAAGCAGUUUCCUUGACGCUGGUCGGCGUUCCUGAUCAGGCCGCAACCGUCCCUAGCGUGUCGGCAACGGUUUUCUCCAAGUGCGUAGAGGCAGCUCGGCUUGGAUAUGCCUACGGUUUCCGAAUCACUUGGCUAUCAUCGAUCCCCUUCGGUAUCAUCGCCAUGCUUUGUGCCAUGGCGGUUCGUGAUCCUUCCAAGUACUUCACAAACCAUGUUGAGGUUCACCUCGAGAAGGAGAUUGGUAACAAACCGGCUAGGGAGACGAAGGAGGUUGAGAUGGAACAUUCAUAG
This is a messenger RNA of Fonsecaea multimorphosa CBS 102226, 1788 nucleotides long. RefSeq lists its product as uncharacterized. The record is from RefSeq and is a predicted model, not a curated record. Lineage: Eukaryota; Fungi; Ascomycota; Eurotiomycetes; Chaetothyriales; Herpotrichiellaceae. Gene Ontology annotation, cellular component: membrane. Gene Ontology annotation, biological process: transmembrane transport. The coding region runs from base 1 to 1788 and encodes 595 amino acids. Gene Ontology annotation, molecular function: transmembrane transporter activity. The transcript is spliced from 4 exons.